AACUGGUUUUGUUUCUGUUUAAAAUUAUCUCUUAUUCGAAAAUACUAGUACUACCUCAAAACAUAAAGUAUUUGGGUUUAGAGAAUAUUGAACCAAGUCCACGUUGUUGUGGAAAUUUUGGCACAAGGACAAGCAAGAAGAGGUCAGGGAAGAGAAGGAAAUUAAACUUGUCCAGUAAUGUCCUGGCCUAUUACUACAAGAAAAUUUUAGAUGGAAAGAAAGGUGAUAUUAUAUGGUUGGCAUGGGGUCAAUGGUGGCCGCAAAAACUCAAGAAGAUCUAGGAGAAGACCGUCUCUUAAAUUUACCUCACGGGGGCAAAAUGGAGCAGAGGGCAGAGAUCAAAGAGAAUCACGAAGAGGCUCACAUGCAUUUAAUCCAUUCUAGGGUAUCUAAAUGUCUUAGCACUUUCCAAGACAAGUCAGAAGAAUAAGGUGGAAUCUAAUUGGGGCAAUUGUGAGGUGGCUUUGAAAGGCUAAAAGGGCUUUAAUUGCAAGGCUCCCAACCAACUAUUAAAAGGACAUCAAAAAUCAGAUCAAAGGAAGGAAGAAGGACGAACUGCUCCAGCAAUACAGAAAAACAGGAUUGAGAUAAUCCUUGAAGGGGUUGAGUGACUUGAGAUUCACUUGUGAGGGUUUAAUCUUGCACCCGCAAGCAAGAGUUUGUUCUGGUUUAAUCUUGCACCUGUAAGCAAGAGAUUUCUAGUGGAUUGAACUCUCAAGCAAGGAGGCUUGGGGAGUUGACGUAUUCCGGGUUGGAGGAACCAUUAUAAAUCACGGCUUGAUAU
This is a messenger RNA of Rubroshorea leprosula, 784 nucleotides long. Lineage: Eukaryota; Viridiplantae; Streptophyta; Magnoliopsida; Malvales; Dipterocarpaceae. The record is from the annotation of a GenBank genome assembly.